Messenger RNA from Erigeron canadensis, 2390 nucleotides. Its product is annotated as metal-nicotianamine transporter YSL3-like. Gene Ontology annotation, molecular function: oligopeptide transmembrane transporter activity; iron-nicotianamine transmembrane transporter activity. Gene Ontology annotation, cellular component: plasma membrane. Lineage: Eukaryota; Viridiplantae; Streptophyta; Magnoliopsida; Asterales; Asteraceae. The transcript is spliced from 7 exons. Bases 222 to 2186 code for a protein of 654 amino acids. The record is from RefSeq and is a predicted model, not a curated record. Gene Ontology annotation, biological process: response to iron ion; seed development.
CUGUUGAUCUAUACAUUCAUCUUUAUAUAUAUUCAAUCAAUCUAUGCCCAUUUUUAAUGCACAACAUCUUUUCUUAAUAAAACAUUGCACCUAAAAGGCUAAAACACAUUGUAACAUUUUAUUUCUUUUAAGGGUUUUCAAGAUUUCAUCUUACAAUUAAGUGUGGUUCUCAAAACCUUAUAAAGGGUGUUUGAUGGUUCUGAUCAUUUGAUCAUAAGCACAUGGAUAUAGAGACGACAAGAGACGAAAAUGACCAGAUGGUCGUAAAAAGACUACCACCUUGGACAACAAACAUAACGUGUCGUGGACUCGUGGCUAGUUUAGUGAUCGGGGUGGUUUAUAGUGUGAUAGUAACGAAGCUUAAUCUCACGACUGGUCUUGUACCGAAUCUAAACGUUUCUGCAGCUCUUUUAGCGUUCGUGUUCAUUAAAACAUGGACGAAACUGGUUCAUAAAGCUGGUUUUGUAACGACACCAUUUACAAAACAAGAGAAUACAAUCAUUCAAACAUGUGCUGUUGCUUGUUACAGCAUUGCUGUUGGAGGUGGAUUCGGGUCAUAUUUAUUGGGAUUAAACAAGAGGACAUAUGAAGAAGCAGGUGUUGAUGUAGAAGGGAAUUCACCAGGAAGUUAUAAAGAACCUGGAGUUGGUUGGAUGACUGGUUUUCUAUUUGUUACUAGUUUUGUUGGGCUAUUGGCUUUAGUCCCUUUAAGAAAGAUUAUGAUCAUAGACUACAAGUUAACUUAUCCAAGUGGAACAGCUACAGCAGUUUUGAUCAAUGGGUUUCAUACUCCAAAGGGAGACAAAAUGGCCAAAAAGCAAGUUAUUGGGUUCACAAAGUUCUUCUCAGCGAGUUUCAUGUGGGCUUGUUUUCAAUGGUUCUUUUCUGGUUCGGGCACAUGUGGAUUCACCUUUUUUCCUACAUUCGGAUUGAAAGCUUUCAAGAACUCGUUUUAUUUUGAUUUUAGUAUGACAUACAUAGGAGCAGGAAUGAUAUGUUCACAUCUUGUGAACUUGUCAUUACUUGCAGGAGCUGUGCUAUCGUAUGGCGUUAUGUGGCCCCUCAUUGAAGAUCGAAAAGGUGCUUGGUUUCCUUCCAGCUUACCAGAAAGUAGCAUGAAGAGUUUAAACGGUUACAAGGUCUUCAUAUCGAUUGCUCUUAUUCUAGGAGACGGAUUGUACAAUUUUCUCAAGAUCACAGUUUUUACUGCACGAACGAUAUAUCUGACAUCUAGGGAGAAACCUAGAACUAAUCCAGAGGAUCAUACUCAACCCCGAGAUGAUUCUGAGCUGAAUGAGGUCUUUUUAAGAGAGAGCAUACCCUUCUGGCUAGCAGCUACUGGUUACCUGAUUUUCUCUGUGGUUUCCAUUACAGUCAUCCCACUCAUGUUCCCAGAGCUCAAAUGGUAUUACGUCCUUGUCGCAUACAUCAUUGCACCAUCUCUUGGCUUCUGUAAUGCAUAUGGUGCUGGUCUAACCGACAUGAACAUGGCAUAUAAUUAUGGAAAGGUUGCACUCUUUGUGCUAUCUGCUAUGUCCGGUAAAGAUGAUGGUGUCAUUGCUGGUCUAGUAGGAUGUGGUCUGAUAAAGUCCAUAGUCUCGAUUUCAUCUGAUUUGAUGCACGAUUUCAAGACGGGUCAUUUGACUUUGACUUCACCACGGUCAAUGCUUGUUAGCCAAGCUAUUGGGACUGCCAUUGGAUGUGUCGUAGCACCUCUGACCUUCUUUUUAUUUUACAAAGCAUUUGACAUUGGAAAUCCAGAUGGAGAGUAUAAAGCUCCUUAUGCAAUUGUUUACAGGAACAUGGCGAUUUUAGGGGUUCAAGGUUUCUCUGCAUUGCCUAAUCAUUGCUUACAACUAUGUUACCUUUUCUUCAGUUUUGCCAUGGCAGCUAAUUUGGUAAGAGAUAUAUUUCCAGAGAAAAUAGGCAGAUACCUUCCGUUACCAAUGGCUAUGGCUGUACCUUUUCUUGUCGGUGCUUAUUUUGCUAUCGACAUGUGCAUGGGAAGUUUGAUUGUCUUCGUGUGGCACAAGCUCAAUAAGCAAAAAGCUAAACUGAUGGUUCCAGCUGUUGCUUCAGGUUUGAUCUGUGGAGACGGAUUAUGGAUUCUUCCAUCAUCGAUUUUUGCAUUAGCUGGUAUCAAUCCUCCAAUCUGCAUGAAAUUUGUUCCCACAAAGAGCGCAUAAUGUCAGAAUUUAUGUUGAAGAAUAUAAACAAUGUUUAGCAGUUUUGUUAUAAUAUAUAGACUGUAGGAUGUGUAGAGUAUCAAAGUGGUACUUGUAGCAUUAGCUUGUGUUUGCAAUGAAGAUCCUUGGUGUGAUAUUAAAACAGCAAAAACGGAACUACAUAAAGCCUUUUGAUGGUAUAAAUGAAAAAUGAAAGUUAUUCUA